AUGCUUCUGCACCAACGCGAGCCUCAUGCAGGACUGCAGCAAUUCACCCGGUGGACCGCCUUGUUCCGAUUACCAGCAGCCUUUAAUAUCAUUCCGUCCACACAUGCCACCGAAGCUGCAUAUCAUGCGGAGCCUCCAUGCCCUCUUCCCACCUAUCCCAUUCGCUCCCCACUUAAACGCUCAACAUUUCCUAUUUGCCAAUACCAUACUUCGCCUUUCUCUGAGGCACAGGGUGGUCUUCCUCAGGCCAUAUCGCCCUCAGCCCCACGCGGGGACAUCCACACAUCGUCGUGUCCAUUUCUCAGUCAUGCCCCCUCCAUUAUCGAAAUCACCAGAACCUUAAUCCCCAUUCCAGGCCAUCUCAGAUAG
Serpula lacrymans var. lacrymans S7.9 is the source of this 369-nucleotide messenger RNA. RefSeq lists its product as uncharacterized. NCBI's taxonomy places the organism in Eukaryota, Fungi, Basidiomycota, Agaricomycetes, Boletales, Serpulaceae. The transcript has a single exon. Bases 1 to 369 code for a protein of 122 amino acids. The record is from RefSeq and is a predicted model, not a curated record.